Molecule: messenger RNA, 272 nt
Organism: Lucilia sericata (common green bottle fly)
Lineage: Eukaryota; Metazoa; Arthropoda; Insecta; Diptera; Calliphoridae
Exons: 3
Coding region: 9-272 (87 amino acids)
Source: RefSeq, a predicted model, not a curated record
GCCAUAUAAUGUUAGAAAUGGUGGCGGAACCAGAACUCAAAACGAAGAUGCAUAACAUAACCGCACGGUAUCGAAAAGAAAAACAGAAAAUUGGAACAGCUGGUGGUUCACUCUCGGAUUGGGAUCUCUACAAGGAAGUAGAAUCGUUGUUAGCCCCAUCUAAAACCUACAACUCCGAAGGACUUGUAGUUGAUAGUGUAAAUAAUAUAAAUACAUCUGAAUCCCAAACAUCACUAGAAGCAGUGUCACCAUUAACAACUACUACUAAUUAG